AUGUCACUCGGCUUAACUGAGUAUUGUCCAGUCUACGCGCCGUUCUUUGGUGCAGUGGGAUGCACAGCGGCGAUCAGCCUAUGUUGUACCUAUGGAACUGCGAAAUCCGGAGUGGGAAUCGCAGCCAUGGGUGUACUUCGACCCGACUUGAUGGUGCGGGCAUCUGUGCCCGUCGUGAUGGCCGGUAUCAUCGGCAUCUAUGGGCUUGUUGUAUCAGUCGUUAUUGCCGGAGGCCUGGGGUACACGAUGCCCCUAUAUACCGGCUUUGUCCAACUCGGCGCUGGUUUCUCAGUUGGUCUGUCUGGGUUGGCCGCCGGGUUCGCCAUUGGCAUUGUAGGUGAUGCUGGUGCAAGAGGGUUUGGACAGCAGCCAAAGAUCUUCGUCGGGAUGAUCCUAAUUCUCAUCUUCGCCGAGGUGCUUGCUAUCUACGGACUUAUCGUCGCUCUCAUAUUGACCACUGCUGCGACUUCUGGGGAUGUCGCUAACGCUGUACGUGUUGCCGUGUCACUGCUGGAAUGUGUGCUAAUGGGUGUACAAGUGUCGCGUUGGUUGAGCUGA
Messenger RNA from Dacryopinax primogenitus, 558 nucleotides. RefSeq names its product V-type ATPase. The record is from RefSeq and is a predicted model, not a curated record. Gene Ontology annotation, molecular function: proton-transporting ATPase activity, rotational mechanism. Gene Ontology annotation, cellular component: proton-transporting V-type ATPase, V0 domain. Gene Ontology annotation, biological process: proton transmembrane transport. The transcript has 6 exons. NCBI's taxonomy places the organism in Eukaryota, Fungi, Basidiomycota, Dacrymycetes, Dacrymycetales, Dacrymycetaceae. Bases 1 to 558 code for a protein of 185 amino acids.